Messenger RNA from Cokeromyces recurvatus, 916 nucleotides. RefSeq lists its product as uncharacterized. Bases 131 to 628 code for a protein of 165 amino acids. Lineage: Eukaryota; Fungi; Mucoromycota; Mucoromycetes; Mucorales; Mucoraceae. The transcript is spliced from 2 exons. The record is from RefSeq and is a predicted model, not a curated record.
CUUGCGACAUCAUUUUGACAAAAAGUGGAUUAUAAAAUAAAUACAUAAAACGUUAUCAAAUCAUCAUUCCUUUUAUUUAUUUUUUUAAAUAUUUGUUUUAUUUUAUUUUUUUAGUCUUUCUUCUUUUAUUAUGUCUCAACCAACACAACAACUACCACAAGAUAUGUCUAAUUUGAUGCAUCGAAUGAAAGCACGAUUAGCAUUGGCCAAUUUCAAACGUGAACAUGGCUUUGAAAAUAUAGAUCUUCGAACGUUAGAAUCUAGUUUAUAUGAAGAUAAAUUAAAACCCCUUCAACAAGUUGCAAAAGUAACUACUAUUUCAUCACCUUUACUUGAUAAGAAACGUAAAAAACUUAUGUCACAUCAUCGAUUUUAUCCUACAUCACCACCAAUGCAACACAAUGAUAUGGAUAGGUUAAUAAAGAAAAACGCGUCAAGAUCACCUGCAAAUAUUCCUUUAUCAGAAACAAGACUUCAACAUCCUUAUAAACGACAUUAUUAUUCUACUACUCCUAAUGCAGUGAACACGACUACAUCACGUAAACUAUCAGCUACACUCUCUUCAGAUGAUGAAGAUGCUGCGCACCUAUUAGUUUUGAUGCAUCAAAGCCCAACCAUGAGUUCCUAAUUUAUUUUAUUUUAUUUUUAUUUAUUUAUUUAUUUAUUUUUUAUAUAUCAUUAGAAUUAAUUCUUCACUGUAAAUAUAUACUUGUUUUAUUUUAUUUAUUUUAUUUAUAUGCACACAUACAUCACCUUUUAUUUUGUACUCUUUAUUAUUUGAUGCAUGCAUGCUACUCCAUCCUUAUGUCUUCUUCAUCGGGAUUUUAAUAAAAAAACACUCUUUUUUUGGAUUUUUUUUUUAACUAUUAUUCUAUUUGUCAAUUCUUUUGUUCUAUUUCUUCUUUCUUCACAUUUU